CUUCUCUGACCUUCCAUAUAAAACCCCACGUCUGGGUUAAAAACCGAGCUAGGGCAUAAGAAUCCCAACUCAAAAACCGCCGCCGCCGAUAUGAAGGAAGCAAUCCCGGAGGACAUAGCGAUCGCGAUCCUGUGGAGGCUUCCCGUCGGUGCAUGCAUAGCCAGAUUCUGCUGCGUCCAAAAAACAUGGUAUCACCUCCUCUCGGAUCCCUCUUUCAUUACCCAAAAGCUAUCAUCAUCUGGCAGUGAGCAUCAGAUCAUGAUCAAACGCUACACCAGCCAGAACUCCAAGUCACCACCGAUCUACACUCUGCACUCUCCCGACACGCUCGAGCCCCUCACUCCCUCCGCCGGCCUCCCGCUCCCCUUCUUCGACCCAGCAAAGCCGCGCCAUCCUAAGCAGCAGCAGUAUUUCGAAAUCGAAGGAUACUGCCACGGCCUGUUUUGCAUAUUCGAUCAUGCAGCGGAGCGCCUGAUUCUCUGGAACCCGGCCACCUCCGAGACCAAGAUUCCCCCACCUUCCUCCAUCUACAAUCCUUAUGACUACACAUUCCACGCUGCCUGGUUCGGUUUCGAUUCACAAACAAACGACUACAAGGUCAUGCAGCUACUCAUCUUUCACCACGAUGGUGUUGGAUGCUAUUCCGGCUUGGUGGUGUACAGUUUGAGACACGACUCGUGGAGGAAAUUCGAUGGCGAUCAUUUCCCGGUAAAAUCUUCACGCCAGAUCCCCCAGUUUCGUAAGGGGAAGCUCUACUGGUGGAGCUGGGGCGUGGGUUUGCGGUUUGAUUCGCUGGACAUGACCAGUGAGGUUUUCCAGCACGUGCAUGUGACACGUGUUGGAAUUAAUCGAGAUAUGUAAUUCCCCGGAUUACAUCUUGUCAGAUUAUCAAAGGCGAAUAGAUCUAAAUACCUGGAUUCAUGAUGGUAGAUCGUCGUGAGCUUGAUGCGGAAUCUGUAGAACGAUCUUGAACCGGACGAUACCUCAGAAGCACGAUCCGGAAAGUUUAGUGGCAUUCCUCAACCAAGCCUCCGUAGUCCACUCACGGGAAACCUCACGUAUUCCUGAUGGGGAGAAUAUGUGUGUAUUUUUUGGUCUUGGUAUCUUGGGGACCACAACCUCUAGGUUCUUUAUAUACUAUGUUUAGCUAGGGUUCCCAUAAAACCCUAAUUAGGUUUAGUAUCUGGUUUCCACUCAUUGGGCCCAUAUCAGGUAUAGAGUAGUCUUGGGCUCCAUAAUUUGACCACUUAUAAUUAGCCCACUUUAACAAAUAACCAAUACAAUU
Messenger RNA from Linum trigynum, 1285 nucleotides. The record is from the annotation of a GenBank genome assembly. NCBI's taxonomy places the organism in Eukaryota, Viridiplantae, Streptophyta, Magnoliopsida, Malpighiales, Linaceae.